AUGUCGGGUGCUCUGGCGUCCUUGGUCGGCAAGAGAAUUUUAGCAGAAUCGGCGAGGAACCAUUUCGGCCAAGAGGAUCCCUAUUUCGAAGAAGUUCCGGCUUCGCGACUCUACCGAGCCUUCGGCAAGAAGACACGGAGGAGACAAAAGGCAAUUCCUCCAGGACUCUCUGAGAAUGAUCAGAGAGUCCUCACCCAGGUGAAACGCAGGGCGUACAGACUAGAUUACUGUCUAUUCAAUCUCUGCGGCAUUCGCUUUGGCUGGGGCAGUGUCAUUGCGUUGAUUCCAUUUCUCGGUGACGUUGGCGAUACCGCACUUGCCAUGAUGGUCGUAAAGAACUGCGAGGAGAUUGACGGGGGUUUACCAGCACGGCUCAGGAUGAUGAUGAUGAUCAAUGUGCUGAUCGACUUCGUUAUCGGUCUGGUCCCAUUCGUAGGCGACGUUGCAGAUGCUGUGUACAAGUGCAACACAAGAAACGCUGUCAUCCUAGAAAAGCACUUGCGGGAAAAGGGGGCGAAGGCGCUUAAGGCGCAAAGUCGAACUGCGGAAGGGGUCAUUGAUACCAGCCUGCCCGAGGAAUUCGACAGAUAUGACCAGACGGGACCUGCUAGGCCUGAGCCUGCCAGGCAUCCGAAGAGAGACCGGUCGCAGAAAGGGUGGUUUGGUAGAUCAUCCGGUCGAGCAGGUGACUUGGAGGCUGGAGUGGCGGAUAACUCAAAUUCCCGUGGUCGAUGAAGAGAAAAGGAUACCCCCUUAGUUUGUGCUAGUGCCUUUAAUAUUUCCAAAGCAAUGAAGUGUCAUCUGCGGUUCC
This is a messenger RNA of Aspergillus novofumigatus IBT 16806, 811 nucleotides long. RefSeq names its product DUF4112 domain-containing protein. NCBI's taxonomy places the organism in Eukaryota, Fungi, Ascomycota, Eurotiomycetes, Eurotiales, Aspergillaceae. The coding region runs from base 1 to 735 and encodes 244 amino acids. The record is from RefSeq and is a predicted model, not a curated record. The transcript has 4 exons.